AUGACGAUGAAAGUUGCUGAACCAUCUACAGUUGCUGAACCAUCUACAGUUGCUGAACCGUCUACAGUUGCUGAACCAUCUACAGCUACUGAACAGUCUACUAUAAUUGCUCAGAUUGCCCGUGAUCGCGGUGAUGUUCCAAAGGAGGAAAUGAAGCAGCAGGUGAACAGAAGAACAAAUCGUUGUUGUCCUCCACAAGGAACACUCAAUAAAAUAAUUACAGAUGGAAUUACAUUCAUUAUAUUAUGGACUCUACUCUGGUCCCUUAUGGGCGAAGAAGUUCUCCCUGGUGGAAAUUUGUUUGGACUUAUAGUUAUUUUUUACAGUUCCUUUCUUGGAGGGAAAAUUUUAGAAGUCAUUAGAAUACCUGUAGUGCCUCCCCUUCCACCUCUUCUUGGGAUGUUACUGGCUGGUUUCACCAUCAGGAAUGUUCCGUUUAUUUAUGAAUUUGUCCAUAUUCCUACCACAUGGUCUUCAGUUUUAAGAAACACUGCCCUUACUAUUAUCCUAAUACGAGCUGGGCUUGGACUGGACCCACAAGCUCUGAAGCACCUGAAGGCCGUUUGUCUGAGGCUGUCAUUCGGUCCGUGCAUCAUCGAGGCCUGUUCGGCUGCCUUUUUCUCCCACUUCCUCAUGAAGUUUCCUUGGCAGUGGGGGUUCCUAUUAGGUUUUGUUAUAGGCGCUGUGUCUCCUGCUGUUGUGGUUCCCUCCAUGCUGCUGUUGCAAGAAAAUGGAUAUGGUAUUGAGAAAGGCAUUCCAACCUUGCUCGUGGCUGCCAGCAGUAUGGAUGACGUUGUGGCCAUCACUGGAUUCAACACAUUCUUGAGCAUAGUCUUUUCCUCGGGUAGUGUAAUUAGCAAUAUCCUAUCGUCCUUGCGGAAUGUAUUUAUUGGUGUGCUGGUAGGAAUUACUUUGGGAUUUUUUAUUCAGUAUUUUCCAAGUGGAGAUCAGGAGAAACCUUCACAGAAGCGAGCCUUCCUUGUUCUGAGUAUGUGUAUUUCUGCUGUCUUAAGCUGUCAGUACUUUGGCUUACAUGGAUCUGGAGGACUGGUCACACUAGUGUUGUCGUUCAUGGCAGCAAAAAAAUGGGCAAAAGAGAAGGUUGGAGUCCAAAAAAUUGUUGCAAACACAUGGAAUGUUUUUCAGCCGCUUCUUUUUGGCUUAGUUGGAACAGAAGUAUCUGUUGAAGCUCUUGAAUCGAAAACUAUUGGCAUGUGUAUUGCUACCUUGGGUUUGGCAUUAUGUGUUCGAGUUUUAGCCACUUUUACAUUGAUGUCUUUUGCUGACUUUCGUUUUAAGGAGAAAGUAUUUAUUGCUUUAGCAUGGAUCCCCAAAGCUACAGUCCAGGCUGUCUUAGGUCCUCUGGCUCUAGAAACAGCAAGAAAGGUCAUGGCACCCCAGCUUGAAUCUUACUCAAAGGAUGUGAUGACCGUAGCCUUCCUUGCCAUCCUGAUCACAGCUCCAAACGGAGCUCUCCUCAUUGGCAUACUGGGACCCAAAAUACUUGAACGUGGUGAUUUGACAACCCCUUUAGAAUUGGAGCUGUCACAGUUUGAACAACAUUAAAAAGUUUGCCAUCA
Cricetulus griseus (Chinese hamster) is the source of this 1580-nucleotide messenger RNA. NCBI's taxonomy places the organism in Eukaryota, Metazoa, Chordata, Mammalia, Rodentia, Cricetidae. The record is from RefSeq and is a predicted model, not a curated record.